Ostrea edulis (European flat oyster) is the source of this 3011-nucleotide messenger RNA. RefSeq lists its product as uncharacterized. The record is from RefSeq and is a predicted model, not a curated record. Lineage: Eukaryota; Metazoa; Mollusca; Bivalvia; Ostreida; Ostreidae. The transcript has a single exon. The coding region runs from base 572 to 2899 and encodes 775 amino acids.
CAUGGGUCAUUUUAAAAACAACUUCCAUGAUGUGAAUAUGUAUCUUCCUUUUAUUUCAUGCAUAUUAUUAACAGGUUAUUGUUGAUUAAUUUCUUUUUAGAUCUGUUUGUUUGAUCUUAAGUUCUGCAUGAGGGUAUGAACUGUGAGGCUUCACGCCAGCAUAUUUCAUGAAGUGGGUUAUUUUCAAACUGAAAUUUAUUUCUUAAACUAACAUUUUCUUUUCUUUUCUGUCGGACAAUUGUCAACCGUUAAAUAAAAUUGUUAUAUUUAUCAAAAUCCAUUCGCGCAUUGUUCACAAUUACUACGCAUUCAUGAGAAAAUGGCUAUCAUUACAGUUUGUAAGUAUAUCAAAUACAAAAUAAUCGGCAAUGUAAAUAUCUGAAUAUAAGGCCAAAAAAAAUUUAUAAAUAGUUUCUCAGGCAGCGCCGCAUCGGUAAAAUCAUCGCCGCACUGGCUUUUUUUAUAUUAUUAUUUUCCCGGAUUUUUCGUACCUUAUCAUUAUAGGUUUUCUCUUUUAUUGAAAAAAAUAACAAACGCUCAAGUGAUUCGGAAUAAAUAGGGCAUCUCUGUUAUGAAAGAAACGUGUUUUUUUCGCGGGAUCAUGUCUCUGUUAUCUGCACAAAUUGUGAAUGGUACUUCUGUUAUAUUACCUUGGAGCAUAAUUGGGGGAUAUAGUGAAAAUUGUUCGGCAGGAGAAUUUUACGAAGAUCUGAAAUAUGGAAAGUUGGACUUGGCAUUUUUCACUUUCCCAGAAAAGCUGUUAAGUUCUUCGUACACUAUAGAAGUCGGGCGCUCCAAAACGGAUUCAUUUGAUCGUGUCAUGCCUUCACUGCGCUUAUCUGAAGUAGUCUCUGUGUUCGGGCGUUACAUAAGAUUUACCUUACAUCCAAACAAUGAAGAAAGUUGCACGAGUUCUGUUGAUGUCAACAAUAAAGUGAAACCCCGGACAGAUGCAUUUAAAGUUCUAAUGAAUGCAUCUAAACGUCUUACACUUCCGUCUCCAUUAGCCGAAGAUAAUAAAAAACGCAUCGUGUACAAUAAAGUAUUACAUAUAGUAGAGAAAGCUGGGCUAGGAUUCACAACAGAAAGCUUGGAGUCUGGUAAGAACUUUUUGAAUGCUGUGACAAAUAGCCUUUGGUACAUUGAUCCAUUCACUGAUCGUUUCCACAGCAGGUUUUUUUUUCAUCCUCUGUUGUUUGAACACUUGGUUGGUUUCAAUGAUCCAUCUAAAUCAAAGCAUAAAAAGCCAGAAAUGGACAGAUCAAAUUUACUGGCACAUGCUCAACAGCUUGACAUUGUUCUUCAGCAAGCCUGGAUAAAUGGACCAAUGUGGCAUCCGAUUAAAACUGCAGUUAAAGACUUGGCAGAGAUGAUAUACAAAUAUUCAGAUUACUUGAAAAAAUCUUUAGAAAAAACUAAAACAAAUCACUGUCUUACAUUUCCUGUACGCACUUUGGAUGAGAUGCAGUCAUUAAAGUUAAUUCAACCUAAAUAUGUUGUGAGACCCUCCUAUUUUUCACGGUACAAAUCAUUGACAAGCCAUUUGGACACUUUGAAGGAGUUUGAGCCAAUGUGUGUUGAUGAAUAUACCCCAGCUGACACUCGCAACAGAAGAUAUUAUAUUGAGCAUAUUAACCAUGCCAUUUCCCACAAGUGCAUACUUGAUCGUUUUGCAGCUGGUAACAGCCUUGGAACACACAAUUUUUUGUGGAAAAUCCCAGGAAAUCAGACUGAGGAAGACCGAAUAUCAAAAAAUCAAGAGGUGAUUCAGAAAAUUCAGAAAGACAUGCCCUCUUACCACACUAGAGCAAUGCGGCGGGCUUUUAUAGACAGAACAUCCCUGAUAUGCUCCUUGAAGCCAAUGCAUGCAAGAAAUGUGUACAAGUCCCUGACAGGUGACAACAGUGCUGCCUCACAUCUAAAAGAAAAAGAAGUAGAUGAACGAGUUCAACAAGCAUUUGAUCAGCAAGAUCCAGACAUUUUGCAAGACUUGCGUGAGGUCAACAAGGGGCAGCCUUCAAAAUAUGAUAUUUUCUUUGAGAAAACAAAAGAGUAUAUAGAGUCUGUGGUGGAAACCGCAGUGGAUGAUCGGCGACAUGACAGAUUCACACACUUAGCAACAGCAAUGUCAAUUCCAGAUUUGCGCAGACAAGUUGCAUCAACUUGCCCACCUGAUACACCUAUACCAAGUGAGCAGUGGUUGCGAUUUCAGUUUGCCCCUAAGAACGCAACAUCAUACUCUUCAUUACAGUACACAGGAAAAUUAGAUGUGAAAUUCCAAGUUCAAAGUCGUCAGUUAAGAAAAGAGCACAUUGACAUGCACUAUGCAACAGCUGCUUUUCGGUAUUUGAAAGAAUUGGCUGUGAAAUUUCGAGAGUUUACAACAUUUGUGUGUAUGGAUGACAAACAUAAAGUGGGGGAACCAAACCACCCAGUUGCAGCAGUGGACCGUGGUAAAAGAGUCAUAGUUGGCCAGGAGAGGAUUUUUGCAGUGUCUGAUCAUGACUUUACAAAGUUUAGUAUAGUUCCCAGUGUGACAAUGCUUCUUGAUAUACCAAAGUCCAUAUAUGGGUCAUUUUAUAGGGGCCAAGUUUAUGUAGGUGUGAAAGACUUGGUAUUGGAGCCAUCGUCACCAAUUCGACACAUAACUGAAGCAAGUAAAAUCUUGGAACUCGAGCAAGACCAAAAACCUAUACUUCUGAUUUACACAGAUGGAGGCCCUGACCACCGGCUUACCUAUUUAAGUGUCCAGCUUAGCUUGAUUUGCUUGUUUCUGCAUGGAAAAUAUGAUAUGCUGGUAGCUGUGAGAACUCCACCAAUGAAUUCGUGGAAAAACCCUCCUGAGAGGAUAAUGUCAAUCCUCAACUUGUUAAACAGCACGAAAUAUAAGAUUUUUUGAGAGUUUGAAUGGAGAGAAAAAUAACUGCUUAUGUGGUCGAAUACUCCGCAUACAUGUAUGAUGACCAAAUUUUACUUUCACUGCUAAUUUGUUUAGAUAAAUCUAUGCUGUG